UUGCUGGAGAUGAGUAGUAGACCGCUCGAUAUUCAUACAAAAUGUUGAACAUUUUUUAAUUUUGUAAAUUUUUUUGUAAAUUCAAUUUUUUUUUCUAGUUUGUAAUUUCUAAUUUCAACGAGUUUACGUUGGUCGUGCCCAAAGAUAUAUUUUCAUUUUUCUUAUCUUUUUUUCCAUCAAUUUGCUGUGCUUAGUGCCAGCAAAAUCAGAACGAUUCAAUUUUAUCUAUCGAAAAACAUAAACAGAGACGGCAUUUAGUGUGAAAAUGAAACCAUUGGCCACAGGUCAGCGAGUGUUGACGUGGCUUAGUGUGUGUCCACCCGAUGAAUCCACGAGCAAAUGCCAGAAACAAGUUUAUAUCAUUUGCAGUGUUCUCGUUCUCGUAGCAAAUGUGAUUGGCUUCGUAACGAGCGUGGCUUAUGUUCACAGAUUUGUGUCGAUUGAUUUGGAAAAAUCAUUGUGUUCAAUGUUACAAAUUUGUGCAAUGGGCUGUGUCUCGUAUGCAUAUAUUUUAAUGUUUGUGUUGCGGCAUAAAGUUACGGCUUUUUUGGGACAUCUAUCACAGAUCUACAAACAAUAUGCGAACGAGGAUACGUUUCGAUAUUUGGCUGAGGCGAACAACAAAAGCGAAUGGUUGUGGAAAUUUUAUUUCAAGUAUCUGCUUGGCGGAUUUCUUAGUUGCAACGUGUUCUCAACUAUAGCUCUAGCAAUAGUCUGUUGGCUGACCUUUGGUAAAUUGGAUACAGAUUAUCUGCACAUUCCAUAUUUGGUUAUAUGGCCAUGGAAUCAACAUACGGUUAUGGGUUACUGCGUAGAGAUUUGUGCUGAUAUUAUCUGUGGUUUUUGCUAUUUCUUCUACAAUGGCAUCGUUCUGUUGAUGUUCAUUUCGAUUUGCUGGCAUCAUCGUGCAUUUUGCCAGAUAAUUGGCCAUUUGGUACGCAAAUUGGACCAACGUGACACAAGCCAAAAUGACAAAGUGCUACUUUCUAAGUUGAUUCGAUCUCAUAUUCAGUUUAAAGUUUUGUUUGAGCAGUCAUCCCAAAUUUACAGCUCAUAUAUUUUAGUUCAACUGAUUUGCAGCAUGGGCGCUUUAGCUUGUUCAGUGUUUCAACUGGACAUGGCGAUCAAACACAUCGACCUUGGACUGUAUAUGGCUAUUGUGAACAUUUCGGCGGGCGCUUAUAAUCUAUUUCUGUAUUGUUAUUUUGGAAAAAUGGUCACCGACAAUUUUGCAAAAAUAUCUGAAUAUUUAUACGAUAUUAAGUGGUAUGAGCUGCCCGUUGAAUUGCAAAAAUAUAUCAUUCUGGCGAUUCAAAAUGCCCAACUCCCGCUUCAUUACCAUGGAUUCAAAGUUGCCAUCCUGAACUUGGAAACAUUUUGUGCGAUGAUUAGAGCUGUUUUUUCGUACUAUAUGAUGUUCAAGACUCUCACAACCGGUUAACUGAUCGAAUUAUUUGAUGAAUGUUUGGAAUUUUUGGCUUGAUGUUUUCGCUUCAGUUAUUUAGCAACUCAAAUGUUUGGAAUAUCAAACAAUUUUGCAAUUUGCUGCAUUUAU
Sitodiplosis mosellana (orange wheat blossom midge) is the source of this 1555-nucleotide messenger RNA. Its product is annotated as odorant receptor 4-like. NCBI's taxonomy places the organism in Eukaryota, Metazoa, Arthropoda, Insecta, Diptera, Cecidomyiidae. Gene Ontology annotation, cellular component: plasma membrane. The transcript is spliced from 6 exons. Gene Ontology annotation, biological process: sensory perception of smell; detection of chemical stimulus involved in sensory perception of smell. Gene Ontology annotation, molecular function: odorant binding; olfactory receptor activity. The record is from RefSeq and is a predicted model, not a curated record. The coding region runs from base 266 to 1441 and encodes 391 amino acids.